CCGGGGACUCAAAUGAUUCAAAUACCACCCCGUUCGCUGUCUGACAUGGAGAGUUGAUCGUUCUUCCUAUUAUUCCCCUUCCCCUCUUUCCUAUCCCCCCCCCUCAUCGACACAACACAAUGGGCUCUGCCACGACGUUUCCCACCAUCAAGGCGAUCCGGACCUUUGUUAUCGAUGGCGUUGGUGCCGGCGGUGACUACCACAAUGUCAAAGGAGGCCACUGGCUGAUUGACAGCGACAUUUCGACCCCCAUGGCCCGAUGGGCUCAAUACCGUGGAUCUCGCACCUCCUGGGGUAUCAACGUACUGGGCUCGUUCUUCGUGGAGAUCGAGACGACCGAUGGAACCAAGGGGUUUGCGACCGGGUUCGGCGGGCCGCCUGCUUGCUGGUUGGUGAAGCAGCACUUUGAGCGGUUUCUCCUGGGGGCUGAUCCCCGGGAUGUCAACAACCUGUUCGAGAAGAUGUACCGCGGAUCGAUGUUCUAUGGACGCAAGGGUCUCCCCGUGGCCGUCAUCUCGGUGAUCGACCUGGCGUUGUGGGAUCUGCUGGGCAAGAUCCGGGGCGAACCCGUGUACAAACUCAUCGGCGGCACGACACGGACACGGCUCGACUUCUACUGUACGGGCCCGGAGCCCGCGGCGGCCAAGGCGAUGGGCUUCCUGGCGGGCAAGGUGCCGCUGCCGUUUGGGCCGGACGAAGGCAACGAGGGCCUGAAGAAGAACGUCGAGUUUCUACGCAAGCACCGCGAGAGCGUGGGACCCGACUUCCCGCUGCGCGUCGACUGCUACAUGUCGCUCAACGUGCCGUACACGAUCCAGCUGGUCAAGAAGUGCGAGGCCGAGGGCAUCAACAUCGACUGGUGGGAGGAGUGCCUGUCGCCCGACGACUUUGACGGACAGGCCCUGCUCAAGCAGGCCCACCCGACCGUCAAGUUCACGACCGGCGAGCACGAGUACUCGCGCUACGGCUUCCGCAAGCUCAUCGAGGGCCGCAACGUCGACAUCCUGCAGCCCGACGUGAUGUGGGUGGGCGGCUUGACCGAGCUGCUCAAGAUCUCCGCCAUGGCUGCCGCCUACGACCUGCCCGUCGUGCCGCACGCCUCGGGCCCUUACUCCUACCACUUUGUCGUCUCGCAGCCCAACACCCCCUUCCAGGAGUACCUCGCCAACUCCGCCGACGGCAAGAGCGUCGAGCCCGUCUUUGGCAACCUCUUCCUGAACGAGCCCAUCCCCACUGCCGGCUAUCUCGACGUCUCCGUCCUCGACAAGCCGGGCUUCGGCCUCGAGCUCAACCCGGCCGCUCCCCUCAUCAGUGCAGACCUCAUCUUGACUCCGGCGCCGCAGAAGAGCCUGACCCUGCCGGACGAGACGGUCAAUGGCACUCAUUAGAUUAUAGUAGUGUAAACGAUUGAUUGAUUGAUACCUGUUACGUUAAGAAUGAACAUUGAAUACUACAUUUCUUCCAACU
Molecule: messenger RNA, 1467 nt
Organism: Penicilliopsis zonata CBS 506.65
Lineage: Eukaryota; Fungi; Ascomycota; Eurotiomycetes; Eurotiales; Aspergillaceae
Exons: 3
Coding region: 120-1388 (422 amino acids)
Biological process (GO): carbohydrate catabolic process
Molecular function (GO): L-rhamnonate dehydratase activity; magnesium ion binding
Source: RefSeq, a predicted model, not a curated record